Molecule: messenger RNA, 411 nt
Organism: Staurois parvus
Lineage: Eukaryota; Metazoa; Chordata; Amphibia; Anura; Ranidae
Source: the annotation of a GenBank genome assembly
UUUAUUUUACACUGAUUGAUUUUACACCCAUAAAGGCUGUAAAAUCAAUAAAUUUUCUCCUUUUCUCUGGCUGCAUUCUUGCAGCCAUUGAGAAAUACUGUGAGAGCUGUGAUUGGUCACAGCUUAUCACAUGUAGUAAGCAAUGAUGUCAGGAAGUGACAUCUUGUUUACUACUAUUGAUGUGAUCACUAAUUGGCCAAUCAGGGAUCACAUGAAUUGGGACCUCACACAGAGGUCCCGUACAGCGAUCGGUGUUCCUCCGGACACAGCGGGCACCAGAUCGUGGUGCUGCAUGCUCUCAAGGAGCAUGCACAGGCAGUGAAUGUGGGGGCCGUUUAUAAACGGCGACCCGCUUUAGCACUGCCCCCCAUCCAGCCGUUUAUGUACAUGGGCCGGAUGGGUAGUGGUUAA